AAUCUGUGAAAUAUUGGUAACAGAUCAGCAAAACACAGCAUGUAUCUUGGGCUUUUCCAGCAAUACGAUAAAAGCCAGUUUCUAUGGAGACACUCUUGUAAAAACAUCUGCCAUUACUUUGAUUCGCUCAAAAGAAUAUUUUUCCGUUCCCCUGUUGUGGUUUGGUGUAAAAACAAUAAUGAACUCUCCAUUUCGCCAUUUUAAGAACCUUUGGACUCUUUAGGUUCAAUAGCCAGCGCCCGAACCUCGCAGGAAGGAAUUAAUUCAAUGCCCCGUAAGAAACAUAAAUAUUUUAGGAUACAAAGCAUAUAUUAUUGCCGUCUGUGCAGUGUUCAAUCCAAACUGAAAUCUCUCUUUCGCAUACAGCAAUAUUCGUCGUAGGAACUGGUUGAAAAUGUACGGAAACAUGAAGGGAAAAUUUCGAGAUUCCUACAGUGGGAUUUUUGAGAAAAGCUUGCGAAGCGACCCUACAAAAAACGCAGGAACGCAACAGAAAGCACAGUGGAUGCAAGAACAAGGAAAACGCGAGAAAAACGGGGAUCUUUUUGGACAGCAAAGUGUGAUGGACUCAACCGGAGAGCAACAGAAACAUCAUGUAUUUUACGCGCACAAGAUCAAGAAAAUAAUGGACGAAAUACUUGAAGAGAAACUCUCAACUCAGUCCUACGAUCCAACCAUUUGUCGUGUGUUGUGUAUCAGUUUGUCAGAGGACAUUAAAAGCCGCGUCAAAAAUUUAGGAAUGGAAAGAUUUCGUUUGAUCUGCAGUGUGAGCAUUGGAUCAAUUAGUGGACAAGGUAUCUUGAUGGCCAGCCGCUUUCUUUGGAAUGAAUGCAAAGAUAAUUUCUCCACGUCUUCGUAUCAAAACUCUUCGUUGUUCGCAGUUGCUAUCGUUUUCGGGGUUUUGAAAGAGUGAAUUACAGAUUAACUGAUUUUAACAAAUUCUAGGGGAAAACUGAAAGUAUAUUAGUAAUACAACUGAGUAUGCCACACUCAGUAACUCUGUUUAUAGAUCAAUGUCUUUUUAGGAAUAACAAUACAAAUGAAGAUGUAGCUCGAUCUAACCUUAGUAGAACAGCCAUACUGAGUAUUAUGGAUCUUAUCCACCGGCGUGAAUGUUAACCCGCCGUGCCGCGGUCAAUAUAAAGAAUAACAUUUGAGCCGAAGAUUAAAUAUCAGAUCGUGUAUAUGGUAAAUCAAGUCUCCGCCGGAGGCAGCCGUUAAUUUUAAUGAAUAAAAAGACUUUUUUCUUGUUUUCUUGAAAAUAAAAAGUCAACCAUAUUAUUUUUCCGAAAGGAAGAUUAUUUUCCAGUCUGUAUUUAAUAUUUGCUGUUUUGACAUUUUGGUAAUUUUCCUACCCUCCUCUGUCAUAAAUUGAAAUAUAUUAAAUAAUAUGUAUGAAAUGGACUGACAAGCUUGAUCUUUUCACACUUUCAUUUAAG
Molecule: messenger RNA, 1439 nt
Organism: Orbicella faveolata
Lineage: Eukaryota; Metazoa; Cnidaria; Anthozoa; Scleractinia; Merulinidae
Product: dynein light chain 2A-like
Biological process (GO): microtubule-based movement
Cellular component (GO): cytoplasm; cytoplasmic dynein complex
Molecular function (GO): dynein intermediate chain binding
Source: RefSeq, a predicted model, not a curated record